Heteronotia binoei (common prickly gecko) is the source of this 1300-nucleotide messenger RNA. RefSeq names its product TNF receptor superfamily member 18 (gene TNFRSF18). Gene Ontology annotation, biological process: positive regulation of cell adhesion. Gene Ontology annotation, cellular component: external side of plasma membrane. Bases 1 to 657 code for a protein of 218 amino acids. The transcript has 6 exons. The record is from RefSeq and is a predicted model, not a curated record. NCBI's taxonomy places the organism in Eukaryota, Metazoa, Chordata, Lepidosauria, Squamata, Gekkonidae.
AUGGCGGUGGCCAAAGGACCAGAGACCCGUUGGGUUUACUUCGUAGUCUUUUGGCUGUGUGGUGAAUUUGUGGGCGCUGGAGGGGCUUCCACGCUAUGUCCCAACGCAGCUUCCAGAAAGAAGUGCAGACCUGGGGAAGGCUAUUCUAACCCCCGGUGUGAUGAAUGCCGGACCCUCCCAAACUGCGAGGAAGGGGAGGAGCUGCAGUGCUCAGGCACCAUAGACUUUAACUUUUUCUGUAAAAAAUGUCCCGACGGAACCUACUUGGAUGGAAAGACCGGCUGUUGUACCGCUUGGACAGACUGCAGUGGGAAUGGAUUGCAAACUGUCCAGCCAGGAAAUCGUACCCACAACGUACAAUGCGGCAUUGUUCUUUCGACCGUGGAGACAGAUUCCAUGUUCACCAACGUCCUGGCGAUUGUGACUGCUGCGGGCAUCUUCCUCGUCAUCCUGAUGAUGUUCUCCUUGCUCCUCUGCAUGUGGGUGCAGAAGAGAGAAAAGCUCCCCGACAUGGAAGAUUCAGAAGCUGUGGAUGCUUCUAACCAUGUGCAGCUUCCGCAACAACACGAGGAGAGCUUCAGCUGCCAGUACCCGGAAGAAGAGCGGGGGCACAAAAUGGCGGAAGAAAGGGACUCGAUGCCAUUCUUGGCACACUGAAGCAGGGCAUAACUACUGGGGCACCGUUGCGUCCCUUAGUACCUCUCAGCGGCCCUCGACCAGGGGCAUGAAAUGACUCCAUUGAGCAAUGAGAAGUUUAUAGGAGAGUCAAAGCUGCUGUGCUUGGGGCAGACCUUUCACAAGCGCCGCUCGACUCCUGAUGUCACACGCUUGCCGUUUUGGGAUUGUAUGUCUGAACUUCCCCAUCUCGACUUGCUCUAGGGCUCCUUGGACAAAAGAGGCUGGACUGGACUCCCAGGAGGUUUUGGCGGAUUGAGGAGGAACCCUUCCAAACUGCGUCAAUGGGGAGCAGCCCAUCCAUUGGACAGAACUCUGAAACAGCCACACAUUAGACUAGACGGGGAGGCCCUGAAUCCACAGGGAGAGAUGCCAACUUCAAUGUUCACCAGGGAGGUGGAAGAACCCAGAAAGCAAGGGGCGGGACUUAAGAGAUACCAGCGGGUUGGAGGCGGAGCCAAGAUGGAAUCUGGACAAUACGGGAGGGAGCAUCCGACAUGGGUGGAGCCAAGGUCCCGCUAGUUUUGAAUGGCUUUGGGUAUUGUAAAUUAAGUGAAUGAUAGGCAGCCGUAUCUAUAUCCAUAAAGUUUGGGGCAACUCCUAAAGUGUUGUCCUGUUACGACAA